Messenger RNA from Musa acuminata AAA Group (dessert banana), 1591 nucleotides. Its product is annotated as U-box domain-containing protein 21. Lineage: Eukaryota; Viridiplantae; Streptophyta; Magnoliopsida; Zingiberales; Musaceae. The record is from RefSeq and is a predicted model, not a curated record. Gene Ontology annotation, molecular function: ubiquitin protein ligase activity. Bases 44 to 1360 code for a protein of 438 amino acids. Gene Ontology annotation, biological process: protein ubiquitination. The transcript has a single exon.
AUCUUUCAGCCUCGUACAAAAUCCAAUACACCAAGUUGUGUUCAUGGCCUUGCCAUGGAGAAGCCGUAAAUCAAGCCAGAAGACCAAGCCAGAAAAGAGCGUUUCUCGCACGGAGAUCUCGAUCCCGAUGCACUUCUUGUGCCCGAUAUCGUUGGAGCUGAUGAAGGACCCGGUGACGGCGUCCACGGGGAUCACCUACGACCGGCAGAGCAUCGAGACGUGGCUGGGGCUGGGGAACACGACGUGCCCGGUCACGAACCGGGAGAUGGAGAACGAGGAGCUCAUCCCGAACCAUUCGAUCCGGAAGGUGAUACAGGAUUGGUGCGUCGCCAACCGGUCCCUGGGAGUCGAGAGGAUCCCCACACCUAAGAUUCCCGUGACCGGAUCCCAGGUGGCGGACAUGAUGUCGGAGAUCGGUGAGGCCACCCGGCGUGGCGACCGUGCUCGGUGCGAGCAGUUGGUGGUGAAGGUCAAGAACUUGGCGAGCGAAAGCGAGCGGAACAGAAGGUGCUUCGCGUCGAAUGGCAUGAACGGAGUUCUGGUCGCCACCUUUAACGCAUUUGCCGGUGCAUCUUCCGAGUCGCCGGCGGCAGAGAUUUUGGAGGAAGCCUUGGAGGCAUUGGCGACGCUGUUACCGCUGGGCGAGGAAGCUGCUUCCCGCAUCGGAUCGCCCGAGUCCCUGAAUCGCCUCGUGUCGAUCUUGCAGCAUGGAAGCUGGGCUGCAAGGCUCAAUGCGGCUUUGGUGGUGAAGGAGCUUCUUGCAUCCAACGGAGCGGGAGCAGAUGUCAUCGCCGGGACCAAGGGGCUGGUGGAGGCGUUGGCUAAGCUCGUCGAAGAGCCCAUAUCCCCUCAGGCAGCGAAGGCUUCUCUCGUCUCCAUCUUCUAUAUGAUUAACCGCGACGAGAGGGCCGCGUCAAGAGUAGUCGAUCUGGGGCUGGUGCCUGUGCUCAUAGAGGUCCUUGUCGGCCCCGAGAAGAGCAUGUGCGAGAAAGCACUGGCCGUGCUCGACGUGCUGCUGGGCUGCGGGAGCGGCAGGGAGAAGGCCUACGGCCACGCGCUCACGAUGCCGGUGCUGGCGAAGAAGAUGUUCCGCGUGUCGGACAUGGCCACGGAGUUGGUCGUCUCGGCGCUGUGGAAGCUCUGCAGGGACGACGAAGUGGGGGGAGAAGGGAGAGGGAGAUGCUUGCAGGAUGCCCUACAAGCCGGGGCCUUUCAGAAACUCCUACUUCUACUGCAGGUUGGGUGCGGUGAGGCGACCAAAGAGAGAGCUACCAAUCUUCUCAAACUAUUGAAUGGUUGCAGGGGAAGGGAAGAAUGUGUCGACACCAUGGAUUUCAAGGGACUUAGAAAGCCUUUUUGAGUACCAAAUGGUCGAUAGGUAUAGAGGAAAGAUCAUAACAAAGAGAGCUUUUCUCGUCGUACUUUGUUUCGGUCGGGGGUGUGAUUCAGAUAUAUGUACAAAAACACAGAAGAGUGCUCCUGGUUUGAGGUACACAUACCACUUGUUACAUGUCAAGAAAAGAGAAGAGAGUGUUUGGUUGUCUUGCUUCUUUCCUUCUGUGCUUGCAAAUUCUAGCUGAGAUUUCAAGAG